Molecule: messenger RNA, 249 nt
Organism: Adineta ricciae
Lineage: Eukaryota; Metazoa; Rotifera; Eurotatoria; Adinetida; Adinetidae
Source: the annotation of a GenBank genome assembly
AUGACAUCUGAUAAUCAUUCAAUCGAUUUCAACUCAUCGCAACCGACAAAUCAUUCGAAAAUACAAUUUAAUGAUUACUUCGAGAAGAAAGAAUGUUUGAAAUUAACAUCGACUGAUACAAAUGAUAACGUUCAACGAACAGUGCUUGUCCAACAUAGGUUUCACGCAGAUAUCAAACGAACAUUUACUCGCUGGAUACUCCGCGAGGGCACUCUCUUUGAUUGGCAUAGUUUAGCAAAAAUCAAAUGA